Messenger RNA from Micromonas commoda, 1068 nucleotides. RefSeq lists its product with no specific name. Bases 1 to 1068 code for a protein of 355 amino acids. Lineage: Eukaryota; Viridiplantae; Chlorophyta; Mamiellophyceae; Mamiellales; Mamiellaceae. The transcript has a single exon. The record is from RefSeq and is a predicted model, not a curated record. Gene Ontology annotation, biological process: polyprenol biosynthetic process.
AUGCACGCGGGUUCGUUGCUGCUCGGAGCGUCGACGCUCCGGGGUCUUCCUCCCGGGGCGUCGUCCCCGCGCGAUGUCCCGGUUCGGUCGGUCCGCGCGCUCGCACAUCCGCGCGCCGCGUCCGUCGACGACGCCUCGACGUCCUCCGACGUCGCGACGGGGCUGGGCGCGAGAUCUUCGCGGGGCGAUUCGACGGGUAGGAAAGGGUCCUUCACGCCCUUCAUCGGACGACGGCCGGGAUCGUCCGCGCAAACUUCGAGCCGGCCCGCGCUCGAGACGGCGUCCACCGCCGCGUCCACGUCCGCGCCGUCGUGGAAGGACGAGCCGGCGAUAGGACCGCUCGGCAUCGAACGCGCGCACCUUCCCCGGCACGUCGCCGUCAUCAUGGACGGCAACGCGCGGUGGGCGUCGGAGCGCGGCGUCGCCGUCGCGACGGGCCACGAGGCGGGCGUGGACACCCUGCGCACGAUAGUCAGAUGCUGCGGCGCGUGGGACGUCGCCGCGCUCACGGUGUACGCCUUCUCGCACGAGAACUGGCGCAGGUCGAGGAGCGAAGUGGAGCACCUCAUGUCGCUGCUCGAGCGAACGCUCGUCGCCGAGCUCCCGUCGCUCGUCGACGAGGGCGUCCGGGUGACGGUCAUGGGGGACAUGGGGAUGAUCGAUGCGAACCUUCGCGCCGCCAUCAACGACGCCGUCGAUGCCACCAGACGAAACACCAAGCUGAGGCUCAACGUCGCGCUCUCCUACGGAGCCAGGCAGGACAUCGUCAACGCGGCGCGCCUCCUCGCGACGGAAGCCGCCGCGGGGUUGAUCGACCCGGAGGACAUCACGGAGGACGUCCUCGGCGAGCACCUCGCGUCGAGGACGUUACCGGCGGAGGUGCGCGAGCCCGACUUGCUCGUCAGGCCCGGCGGGGAACGACGGGUGUCCAAUUUUUUGCUGUGGGAACUGGCGUACACGGAGCUUUAUUUCGCGGAUCGAAUGUGGCCGGACUUUGGGGAGCGGGACUUUCGCGAGGCGCUGGCGUGGUACGCGGGGCGGCAGCGAAGGUUCGGGAGCAGGGGAUAG